ACUUUGACAGUCCGGCAACACAGUACUAGUAAACAACACGAAAAUUACAAAGAAUUUAAUGAAAUUCGUAAUUUCGGGAAAAGAAUUUGCAAAAAAUCAAAUAAAUUGCAGACAAUUAUUUUACAUAACUAUAAAACUAUAAACAACACAAAGAGUAGAGAAAAAACUCAUCAAAGAAUAGGCAAACAAAGAUCAAGGGGUCUACGUAAACCCCCCUUAAAGGCAAGCACAUAGAAAAAAGAUGGACGAUAAAAAAGUAUACAGGAUUGCAAGGACUAUUAUUCAUCCGUCUGUCGAACAUGUUUGCAAGCAAAUGGAGAAAUGCAAAAUUUAAGCGCGCCCAUGAAUGGCGGUGCUGACAGAAGUACAUAUUUGGAUUGUCUCAACUACUGUAUGCCUAGCUAUAGCGGAGUUACGGAGGAAACCGAUGCCCUGCCCCUGUGUAUAUGCAAAGAUUGUGCAUCCGCAUUACAAGUGGCCUAUUGGUUUAUGAAAAAUGCCACCAAAGCCCAGGAAGUGCUAAAAAUUCGUAUCAAUGAAAUCAAAGAAAAACAAAAGCAACUCGAACGAGAGGAGGCGGCCCAAGCAAAGGCAAGCGAGGAAGUAAAGAAGCCCAAACGUUAUCGUUGUAAAAUUUGCAAUACAAAAUUGGAAACAAAGAGGUCUUUAAAAGAUCACGUCAAAUUGCAUUUGGAUAUAAUUGCCUAUAAUUGUCAAUUAUGUGGAUUUGAACAUCAUCAACGCAAUCAUUUAAUACAACAUUAUCAAUUUACGCACGGCGUUGAACCAACCCCUGAACAAUUGAAGCCCAAGACAAAAAUUACACCUCCCAUUAAAAGCAGCAAUAGCACAUCCACCAGACAAACUGUUAAUGGCAGCGGACAGAGACAGCAAUUUCUACAACAACCACUGUCAAACUCAGGUGAAGUUUAUGUUGAUAACCACCAGCCCGUAGCAACAGCACAAAACUCUCAUGAAAUUAUUUACACAAGUGCCCCACAAAAUCAAAAUAUCGUUUAUGCCACCGCCAUAAAUACCCAAACAACAACGGCUCCCCUGGAGGGAAAUGCUGCAACAACGACAAUUUUUGCCCAAACAAAUGGAGAGGCAUUUACAUUCAAUUCCGGCUUUGAAGGAAAUCUCAAUAUGCAAAAUGACACAAAUGUUGGUAAUGAAUUUAUUGUUAUGGCCGAUGGGUCUGUGGAAAAUGUUAUGGGCAAGGGUGUUGUUAUUGAAUACAUUAAUGCUGGAGAUGGUACAACUUUGUCCUUGGACAAUGGAUUGGUGCUCGAAAAUAUUCUUCAGGUCCCAAAUGAUGGCAGUACAUCGAAUAUUAUUGUGUCACAAGAUAAUGGCAAUACAAAUAACCUGGCGCUUACACAAAGCGAUGCAAACGCCACCAGUAUGAUAAUUUCAAACAAUGAUAUGGUGCAAAUGGAUGUGGAUGAUAUUAUUGUGGAGGAUCCAGAGAAUACACCAGAACAGACACAAGAUGUACCCAUAUCCCCCAUUGACGAAGACAUGAUCCCCGCCACAUUUAUUGAACAGCCAAAAAGAAAUAUUUGCAAAAUAUGUGCCAAAGAAUUUGAUACACAAGAUGAGCUGAAAACCCAUAUGUUGACACACAAUGAAAUUCCACAUUUCUUCUGCGAUCAUUGUUCAUUUUAUACCUUCUUUAAAAUUGAUUUAAAUCAACACUACAAAAGCAAACACAACAUCCAGCCGACAAACAAGCAGCUACAACCGAAAAAUAAACCAACCACACAAAUUGAACGUUUUGCCAGAUCUCCGAAAUUGGUAUACAGUUGCGAUAUAUGUUUCUAUGAAUGUGAUUUGAAGUAUGAAAUUAAACGGCAUUAUCUGGCCAAGCAUUGCAUGAAUGUACAGGAUAUACAGCAAAGGCCAACACGUACGGGCAUUACCAACAACACUCUCAUACAGCCAGUGUCUAAUAAAACAAUGAGAUCAUCACCGACCACGUCAACCGCCUCCAGCCUUAGUGGGGGCUCGCCUCAAAAAACUUCCUCUGUAAACAUAAGUAAUAAUAUAAAUAAUACAAUGAAUACAACGACGGCCGAAGAAGAUCCCAUGUUACCGGAUUAUUUGAAUGGAUUGAAUUGUCGUAAAUGCAAUGAGGUAUUUUUCUAUCGCAAUAAAUUGUAUGAACAUUACAAACUGCAUAGUGCCCAGGAGGAGGCGGAAAAGCAACUACAAAAACAGGAAACAAAAACACCAAGUACUGUGAAACAAGUGCAGGAGCAAACCACAGGGAACUCUUUGGACUUACAACCCACAGAAACCCUUUUACCCAUGCAGCAACAAAAUAUCACAACAGAGCCACAAAUACAGUUACAAUAUCAAGAGCCUAAUCAGACGCCGCAAACACAUCAGAUUCAAGUAUUACAACAAUUGCCACAACAAGAAGAAGUUGUCAUCACAACCACUCCCCUGGACAAUUCCUUGACAACGAGCUUCAAUAACGUUGUUGAUCCCAUGACAUUGGUGUUAACACCAAAUACCACAUUAAGCAAUGCCGUUGCUCCCCUAACACCAUCCUCCAGUUCUACAUAUACCCUACCAUCCGAUGCAAUACCACAAAUUGUGGAAAUGGAACAGACCAUUGAAACCGAUAUGGAUUUUGAUUUUAACGGCGAUGCUCUCUUUGAGGAUUUUGAUGAUGUUGAAAAUUCAUCCGAUGACAAUGAUAUGCGUAAUUUGGCUCUCACUUCCGAUGAUGAUUUUGAUGAUGUCCUCAAGGAGCAGAGUGAAAGUCAAACGGAGACGGCCACAUCCUAUUGUGCCCAGUGUCAAAAAUCAUUUCUCAGCCAGUAUCAAUUUGAAAAUCAUAUGUUUUUGCACAGAGGACUGGCUCCGUAUCGUUGUGAAAUGUGUACCAAUCUCUAUAACACUAAACGUGCUUUAAUACGCCAUUAUCGGGCUGUCCAUAAGAGAAUACCCACAAGGGAUAUGAUCCAGGCCAAGGGUGAUAAAGUUUAUGUUAGUGAUAAUUCUUCUAUGGAAAAUUUGAGUAUUGAACAAUCCAGCGUAACAACCUUUAUGUGUGCUAAAUGUACCUAUGAAUCCACAGACUUUCCCAGUGUGCAAUUACACUUGAACACAAAUCAUAGCAUUCACGAUGAUUCUUAUAUAUUAAAAGUAAAACUUCCUUAUGAAUGUCCCCGCUGCAUACGAUCAUAUUCAACCAAAGCAAAAUUGUUACGCCAUUUGGAACGUAAUCAUUCAACGACACCAAUUAAUAAUCCACAAAUUCAAAUUAAUUCCACAGAAACUGUAACAACAACGACAACAACCACAACCGCUCCGGUGUUAAAUAAUAAUAACGUUGAUGCACCACUACCAGUGAUGACUAAUAACAAUAAUAAUAAUAAUGAGAAUGCAUCAAGCGGUAAGGUAUAUGAAGAGGUCAAUAUUAUUAAUCCCAAUCCCAACAACCACAACAACAGUACUAUUAAUAAUAAUAAUAACAAUAACAACAAUAAUGGUCUAAUCCGAGAUAUGCCAUCAAUUGUAAAUAACGAUAGCAAACAUAAUACUCUGCAAAUAUGGAUUUCAAGUCGUCCUACUUUUUUGUUGUUAAUUUUGGUAGACCAAUCAAGAGAUAUUGUUAAUUGUAUUAUCUUUCCCAAAAAAUGCUGCCAUAUUUUAUUCAAUAAAAUAAAUAAAAAAGGACUUACGGAUGAAUGUAACAAAGAAUCACAACUCUUUAGCAUCGACCCAGCAGCACAAUGUGACAACGGAACAAAAAACAACAAUGGACUCCCCUUUGAAGACUGUGUUGUAACACCUUCCACCUCAACAUCAUUUGUUAUGAUUUGUCCAGAUUUACAAGAUGACCUUACAAUUGGCACAGUUCCCACAACUGACACAACGGUUGAUGCCACUAAAGACAUGAUAUUCAAUGCAACCGAUAUGUUAACAGAAAACACCGAACUGACCACAAAUCCCACUUUGGAGACUGAGAUUUCAACAAAUACAGAUACACCAACAAUGAAUACUGAUACACGAACAAUAAACGCAGAUACCCCAGCAUCCUCGGAAAUACCAACUGGCGUUGCAAAUGAUAAAAUACUAUACAAAUGUACGGCCUGCCAUGAAAAUUGUACCACAAUCGAGGCCGUUAGAGUACAUAGUCGUAAAGUGACAUGCCGCGAUUUUAUCAAGUCCCAGAACAAAGAUCAAACCUCGGGGCUAUACAAAUGUGAAGUGUGCGACAUUAAAUAUCCCACCUUAUAUUUAUUGCGGCAUCAUUUGAAGAAGCAUAUGGCACGAACAUUUCGUUGUUCUUCCUGUCCCAAAUCGUAUCUAAGUAAAUUAGAAUUAGAUAUUCACCAAAGGACCCACACCGAUGAGAGGCCACAUCAGUGUGACAAAUGUCCGAAUAGUUUUCGUUAUGCACAUCAUUUGAAGCGGCACAAGGAUAUCAUACACUUUGGCAAACGUUACAUGUGUCCCGAGGCCAAUUGUAAUCGGCAAUUCACAACAAUGGAUCAAUUGAAAGUACAUAAAUGGUCUCAUUGUGGCAUUGUGCCGAACAAAUGUAAAUAUUGUGGACAAUUGUUUAAGAAGCGUUUGUUUCUACGAAAUCACUGCUCGAAAAUCCACAACAAAGCACUAACAGAUGAUGAGGAGUUUAAUGGCAACAGCAUGGCCUGCAAAAGUCCCCAGGAGGAUAUUCUACAGCCAAUUAACUGGGACUAAAAGCAACAUACCCCUUGCUUGGUCUAUUCCAUAAGCAUAUUCACUUAGUAACAUUUAUUUAUUUAUUUUUGUACAUAUAAAAUGAAAAUCCAUGAGCUAAACAUGGCUUAUACAUAUAUCAUUCCAUUUUAGAGUCCUUAUCGUAUUGUUUAAAUUUUAAGAGAGAAAUAUCACAAUUAUUUAUGCAGCAAACCCCAUAAUAUAUCACACUAUAUAAAGAAUAUAUAUGAAUUUAUGUUUAAUGCAAUAAAAUUCCUUGCAAAAAGCAAAUAGAUAACAUUUAUAAAUGAA
This is a messenger RNA of Musca domestica (house fly), 5010 nucleotides long. RefSeq lists its product as uncharacterized. Gene Ontology annotation, molecular function: RNA polymerase II cis-regulatory region sequence-specific DNA binding; DNA-binding transcription activator activity, RNA polymerase II-specific. NCBI's taxonomy places the organism in Eukaryota, Metazoa, Arthropoda, Insecta, Diptera, Muscidae. Gene Ontology annotation, cellular component: nucleus. The coding region runs from base 322 to 4719 and encodes 1465 amino acids. The record is from RefSeq and is a predicted model, not a curated record. The transcript has 14 exons. Gene Ontology annotation, biological process: regulation of transcription by RNA polymerase II.